Molecule: messenger RNA, 1128 nt
Organism: Elgaria multicarinata webbii
Lineage: Eukaryota; Metazoa; Chordata; Lepidosauria; Squamata; Anguidae
Gene: SPDYC
Product: speedy/RINGO cell cycle regulator family member C
Exons: 6
Coding region: 1-891 (296 amino acids)
Biological process (GO): positive regulation of cyclin-dependent protein serine/threonine kinase activity
Molecular function (GO): protein kinase binding
Source: RefSeq, a predicted model, not a curated record
AUGAGAGACAACCAGAGCGCUUGUGUCCCUCCUGCGGUCACCACAGGGGUGAAGCCAGGGAGCACAAAACAGCAGCGGCACAACAUGCAGGGUGUUGGGGUAUCCGGCGGUAGUGCGCAAGGGCCUGAGAGAGAGCUUUCCACAGCAGCCCUGAAAAUUUCGCAGCCGUUCUUCCUUCUUGGCAGAGAAGAACAAGAAGCCUUCUUCAACCUCCUGGAGGAUGGUUUGAUACAAGACUUCCUAUCAAUGGAUUCGUGCUACAGAAUCUCAGAUAAGUAUCUUAUAGCUAUGACUAUGAUGUACUUCAAGCGUGCUGGCCUGCAUACAAGAGAAUACACACGGAUUAAUCUCUUCAUAGCUCUGUACCUAGCAAAUGACAUGGAAGAAGACACAGAAGACUACAAAUAUGAGAUCUUCCCCUGGGCGCUUGGUGACAACUGGAAGAAGCUAUUCCCAGAGUUCCUGAAAAUGCGGGACGGCUUUUGGGCAAAAAUGAAAUACAGAGCGUUUGUUAGCCGCCGAUGCUGUGAUGAGAUAAUGUUGAGGGAGCCGUCUCACUGGGCCUGGUCCCGCGAACGAGCCAUCCACCACAGUGGGGCGCUAAGGAGUUACCUGAGGAAUGAAGAGGACUUCUUCCCCAGAGGGCCUGGUGUUACGCCCCCAGUCUGCCUUCUCUGCGAGUUUGAUCUGGUAGAAGAGGAUGCUGAAAUAACCUCUUCUGCGAGUGAUAUUCCUGCCAGCGACUUGUUGCCUUCCACAGUGUUGAACCGGGAUCCAAGCAGCUUUUCCCUGCUGAUGCUGGAUCCAAAGGCUGACUACAGCAUGCAGACCCUACAGGAACCUGUGAUGGAAGCAGACGGAACAGGCAAAGACUGGCGAUUCUUGGGGUAGUGUCUGAUGUCUAAAGAAGGUCCCCUCAACCGAUACAUUAUUUCCCUCUUUGGAAUGGCAUUCAUUGGAUGUUCUUAGUCUACAUCUACAGUGACCUAUUUAUUAAGCACUUUACCUUCCUGUUCAUGGAGAGGACAUAAAACAAAACCUGGAUUUGUAUAUAUUAAAAAAAGGUUCCAGUAUGACUUGUGCAAUACCAAAUGUGCCAGCUGGACAGACACUUAAUAAAGAUGUCUA